UUUUCUCUCGAAAAUUUGACCGCUUUUUAUACAACUUUACAUUCCUCUAACAGUCUAUAACUCCGUGAAACGUUCACGCAUAUAUCCUAGGACCAAAAGGAGUUGUAAAAUGGAGUUUAACACGUCUACGGGAGGCGGGAUGCCGCCGAAUCCGUACGCUCCACAUUUCAGCCCCGCCACCGCGACCACAACCAGCGCGAGCACGUUCAGCCCCGACGCGCCGCCUUUUGCGCCCUCCCCGGGGCCUCACGCCCCGCCCUUCGCCCCCUCCCCCGUUCCGCACGCGCCGCAGCAGCCGCAGCACCAUCCAGAGAUAUUUGUGGACGGGCACGUCCCCAUUUUAGACGGCAGCUUUAACGGGAGCGGCGACUACGGACACAACUCCAGCGGUUUCGAGGAAGGCUUCCAUCCCAGUGAUCCAAACGGACAGCAUCAUAGCGGACAGCAUCAGGACCAGCACGGCAUCAUGCACAGCGGUCGAGGCAUAUCGAACCCCCCUGUGGGUAACGAGGAGUACCACGAGCUCCACACGAUAGUCGCGGACGGAGGAGAUCGCUACGGGGUGUCCGCCGUGGCCUUUGACCUCCAUCAGGAGCUGCUAUGGAUGGGGAACCAAGGGGGCCACGUGACGUCGUACUACGGCCCGGGUAUGCAGAAGUACUCGUCCUUCCAGCCGCUGCCUGUUGGGACGGAGAUGCGGCAGGUUCUCAGUAUCGACAACGGUGUGCUGCUGCUCGGGAACAACCGAAUGAGGUGCUCCGAGCGCGGCGGGCUCACCAUCUUCGAUUUCAGUGGAGAGGACAUGCACGACAUGCAGGUCAUGACACUGGUGGACCCAACCACUCUUCUCAUAGGGGGGCACCAGGACAAAGUCAUUGAGUUUGAUCUAAAUUCUGGGCAGCAAGUAAACUUGCUUGAAGUGGGGGAUCCCGGAGUGGCUAUAUUCAGACACACCAACAGAUUCAUAUGCUGUGGGGAUACAAGUGGACAGGUGACCUUACGUGACAUGAACACCUUUAAAGUGGAGCACAUCCUGAAGGCUCACUCUGGCUCCCUGUCUGACUUCGACGUCCAUGGAAACCUGCUGGUUACAGCCGGCUUUUCUACCAGGAGAGGCAGUUUGGCGGUUGACCGUUUCCUGAUGAUCUAUGACCUGCGUGUGAUGCGAGCGAUGGCGCCCAUGCAGCUGUCCAUCGACCCGAUGUUCCUCCGCUUCGUUCCCACCUACACACCCAGGAUUGUCGCUGUGUCACAGGCUGGUCAGUUCCAGAUCCUGGAUCUGGCCGGGGUCAUGACCCCCGCCAGUAUGGCCAUCCACCAGCUGAACACCCACGGACACAUGUGCAUGGGCUUCGACAUCUCCACAUCGUGUGAGGCCUUCUCCUUCGGAGACAACGGAGGUUUGCUGCACCUGUGGACAGACAGAGAGGAGGUCCUGUACAAUAACUACUCCCACCCUACGGAAUUCGCUGAUCAUCCAGAACACCUUCCAGCCAUGUCCAUAGUGGACCCACUGACUCCCUUAGCGAGUAUUCCCAUGCUGUACGAAAACUGCCAUGGUCCUCUACUGUCUGACUGGCCAGAGGACUGCAUGAAAUAUGUAAAGAGACGGAUGCCCCCAAUUGACCCCGAGAUCCUGGCAUCCAUGAAGGUUGUGCAGUUCAUCGGCUACGCGCCCAACCCCAGGGUGAAGAAGCGGAACCAGGUGCCGUACCGAGCCAAGGACCUGGCCAUCACCAUUCCUGCAACCUCACCCGGGGCAACCAGUACUGUUCCAGAGUCACCGGGGGCAAGGGGAGAGAGCCCCCGUUGGUACAUGGUGCCGAAGAGAUACCGCAAAGUAGAGAUCAAAUACACAAAACUGGGUGUAGAUAGUUUUGACUUCCGCCACUACAAUCGGACCAACUUUGCUGGGCUGGAGACCAACAUUCCAAAUAGUUACUGCAAUGCUAUGCUGCAGGUGCUGUAUUUCAUCGAGCCCCUCAGGUGUGCAGCUCAGUCUCACCUGUGUGAGAAGGAAUUCUGCCUCACCUGCGAGCUGGGCUUCCUCUUCCACAUGCUGGACAUGUCCAAGGGGGAGAACUGCCAGGCGAGUAACUUCCUGCGAGCGUUCCGCACGAUUCCGGAGGCCUCGGCGCUCGGGCUGGUCCUGGGGGAUCAGGAGGAGGCCACCGGCAAGGUCAACCUGGGGCGCCUCAUCCAGUCAUGGAACAGGUUCAUCGUACAGCAGGUGCACCAGGAUAUCCAAGAACCAAAAGAGGAAGACUCUGAGAAAAAGGAGGGCGAAGAGACAGAACCCCCAAAAGAAGUUGAGAAGACACCGAUUGAGAAGAUGUUUAGUUCAGAAGUGACCAUCUCCAGUAAGUGUCGGUGUGGGAAGGAGACAACCAAGGAGACCAACUCUAUGGUGUACGGACUCAACUACCCGGAUAUUUCUGACUCAGAGAUCAAGAAGAAGCAGUACGCCUUUACAGAGGUCCUGAAGAGCAGCAUGUCAUCAGAACAAGUCACCCAUGCCUGGUGUGAGGACUGCAACAGAUACCAGCCCACUACCCAGAGCAGGAAACUAAAGAGCCUGCCUGACAUCCUGGCCAUCAACUGUCACCUGGACAGUGAGAGGGACCUGCUGUUCUGGAAGACUCAGGAGGAGAAAAUGCCGAACUUCGUACCGUGGGACCAGAUCAUGAAACAAAAAGAAGAGAAUUCCUCCAAGGCGUCCUCGUCUCAGACCCGCACGGUUCGACCCUGUCGCUACGGGAGUCACUGUACGCGGUCAGACUGCAAGUUCUCCCACGGGCCACAGGACAAGGAACAAACGCCGUGCCGUUAUGGUGACAUGUGCACGCGAGCCGACUGCAAGUUUUCUCACAGGAGCACGGCAGAGAAACAGCAGGCAACUGUGUUGUCCAGUGCAGAGAUUCUAGAGAUGAGUCUACAAGAGGAGGCCCAGGCACACUGGCUUCCCUGUGGGCUGAAAAUGGCGCUGUCAGAUGGGGAACUGAAGAUAGAGGGGCUUCCUGAGAUGGAGGACGUGGAGAAGGAGAAGUUGAGUGAGGAGUGGGCGGUGUACGAGCUGACCAGCUCAGUCUGCCACGUGCAGGAGUCCAGACUGGGGGGAAACCUGGUCGCACACAUCAAGGCUGGCAUACCUUACCAUAAAAGGAAAGAGGGCAUCACAGCUACUCAGUGGUACUUAGUGAACGACUUUGCCAUUGCCCCUAUGGAUAAGUUGGAUGCUGUCCAGUUUGGCAUGGCCUGGAAGGUUCCCUGUGUUCUGUACUUCUCCAGAAAGGACCUGAACAAGAGACACGACUGCCAAAUCCAUAACCCGAUCAGUGAGAAGGUGCUGUUCCCGGAGGCGUCUCUGUCCAGCCGUGUGCUGAAGAGACACAUCACGUUCCAGCCUCUUGCAGCGGAGGAGAUGCCGAAGGAGGGAGACCUGGUCGCUCUGGACGCAGAGUUUGUCACACUCAACCAGGAAGAGGCAGAGCUCCACAGUGAUGGCACCAGGUCCACCAUCAAACCCAGCCACAUGUCAGUAGCCAGGAUUACUGUCAUCAGGGGCCAAGGCCCCCAGGAAGGAACACCUUUCAUAGAUGACUACAUUUCCACCCAAGAACAGGUGGUGGAUUACCUGACCAAGUUUUCAGGUAUCAAGCCGGGUGAUUUGGAUGCUAAUAUCUCUUCUAAACACCUGACAACGCUCAAGUCUACUUACCUCAAGCUAAGGUAUUUGAUUGACAAGGGAGUGAAGAUGGUGGGACACGGGCUGAAGAAGGAUUUCCGAGUCAUCAACCUCUUUGUUCCCAAGGACCAGAUAGUGGACACAGUUCUGUUGUUCCACCUGACCAACAAGAGGAUGAUGUCACUCCGCUUCCUGGCCUGGUAUUUCCUCAAACUGCGUAUCCAGAGUGACACCCAUGACAGUAUAGAGGAUGCGCGGACGGCCCUGCAGCUGCACAAGAAGUUCAAACAGCUGAAGGACGAGCAGGAGCCGGACGAGUUCCACAAGACGCUGAGGAAAAUGUACGAGGAGGGGCGGAAAGUCGGCUGGAAACCUCCCGACGAAUGAGGAGGCUGGGAUGGAUUUUAAAUACUGCAUUCCGUAAUUGUCGUAUUCGUCUUACCAUGGGUACAUACAGUCAAACCUGUACUUGUGGCCACCUCAAUAUAAGGACCACCUGGUCAUUGAUAUACAGCCAAACCUGUACUUGUGGCCACCUCAAUGUAAGGACCACCUGGCCAUUGGUAUACAGCCAAACCUGUACUAGUGACCACCUGUAUAUAAGGACCACCUGGGCCCUUAAAAAUUUUCCCAUUGACACAAGUAUAGUGACCCUGUCCACAUAGAUCGCAUUUUAUCGGUCCCAUGAGUGGUCUUUUGGGGCAGUUUUGACUGCAACAGAAAGGUUGCUGUAGACACUGUUAAACUGCUCUUUCACUGCAUUCCAUAAAGCCUUGUUUAACAGUUAAGGACAGUAUUGGUGCAGUCUUUC
Molecule: messenger RNA, 4496 nt
Organism: Branchiostoma belcheri (Belcher's lancelet)
Lineage: Eukaryota; Metazoa; Chordata; Leptocardii; Amphioxiformes; Branchiostomatidae
Product: PAB-dependent poly(A)-specific ribonuclease subunit PAN2-like
Exons: 32
Coding region: 110-4072 (1320 amino acids)
Biological process (GO): mRNA processing; nuclear-transcribed mRNA poly(A) tail shortening
Cellular component (GO): P-body; PAN complex
Molecular function (GO): poly(A)-specific ribonuclease activity; protein binding; nucleic acid binding
Source: RefSeq, a predicted model, not a curated record